Molecule: messenger RNA, 1446 nt
Organism: Budorcas taxicolor (takin)
Lineage: Eukaryota; Metazoa; Chordata; Mammalia; Artiodactyla; Bovidae
Gene: STPG3
Product: sperm-tail PG-rich repeat containing 3
Exons: 8
Coding region: 1-1446 (481 amino acids)
Source: RefSeq, a predicted model, not a curated record
AUGAAGACAGCACAGAGACCACCUCUCACGUGGGGACGCCGGCGGCCGGGCUUUGACCCGCUGCUUCCACUCGGUCCCGAGGAGACGGCCCGCGGAGCACAGGUGUGCGUGUCAUCCGCCGAGGCAGGGUUCUUCCCGGGGAACCCGAGCUGCUCCCCAGGGAGCAACCUUGGAGCAGGCGGGGAGCCCCUCGCCCUGAUUAAAGGUGUGUUUCCUCAAGCGAGUCGCUACCACUACCGACAGGAGCGCCAGGCGGGCCCGGCGGCGCCGGAUCGGGGGGCCUUGGACAGGGAGAGACGGGCGUGCAUGGGGGACUGGGGGAUGGGACAUCCUUGGCUGCGCUGCCCGGGUGAGGCCAAGGCCGGGGAGGGGGGCGGGUCAGCUGGUCGGCUCCGAAAGGCACUGCGGCGGCCUGGCGCCCACCUGGACUCCCGCUCACCCGGCCUCACCGUGCCUUCGCGUUUCAGCCUCAGCAGCCCUUGUGUCUGUGAUGACGUCCAGGCUCUGGGAGGGGAGCCAGAGGCCCUGAUAAUGAAUUUUGACCAGAAGGCGGUGAAAUUCCUGGCAAAUUUUCACAUCAAUGGAGGCAGACACUGGACCCAUGGCUCCCUGAAGCAGAAACCACCUGUGACUUCCCAGCUCAAUGCUGCUGCGGUGUUGUCAGGCCUGGAGCUAGGGCUGGGGGCCGCCUGGGAGGAGACGUGGCCCCCAGCGGUGCAGGAGCUCCAGGUGGGGCUCAGGACGCAAGCCAGCCCCCUCCCGGAGCCCCUCACUUGGAACCUGAGGGAGCUGUUGCUGGAGCAACGCCCGCCUAUCCUGACCGACCUGCAUGUUCCCGGCCCCACCAAGUAUCAGGUGCCAGACGCAUCGCUGCGAGAGUCCUCCCCACACCCCCACUUCAGCAUCGGCCGCAGGCACCCCACCCAUGAGGGCGGUGGCCGCAGGGCGUGGCAGACCGUGUGGUUCCAGAGUGAAAGCCCCUUCACCCAGAAAGCUGACUUCAACCGAGAACAGAAGUGGCCAUCACCUGCCGACUAUCAGCUGCCCAGCCCGCCUGCCUGCCCAGCCUUCAGCUUCAGGGGCCGCCCUGCCUCCAGGCCACCUGAAGCCCGAGCCCGCCAGGGGGUGCUGCAGGGCUGGGGCGCAGGGCCCGGGACCCAGCCCCUCCUGCAGGCCCCUCCGCCCACAGGGGAAGAGACGGGCCCUGGCCCCAGCACCUACAACAUCCUUCCGGGCUGCCGUCUGAAGGGCCCGUGCCCACCCGCCUUCUCCAUGGGCCGCUCGCCCCUGCUGGCCUCCUGGCUGGGCUCCUCCUGCACCCCAGGCCCGGCCGCCUACGACGUGGAGGACUGCUACAGCUCACGGUUCCCCUCGGCACCUGGGGUGGUCAUCCAAGGCGUGCGGAGGCCCAAGCGCCACGAUACUGGCCCCUUCUGUGCGCUCUAG